UACGGGGCGUUAUCAGAAGUUAUUUCGAAUUGGUCCACACAGGAGAUUGCUUCAGCACGUCCGCCUUAUUCACGUUGUGACGUCGCGGUGGCCCGUCUGCAGAACUGUGCGGAGCGCGAGACAUGGCGAACAUUCGCAGUAUCAAGGGUAUGGUUGGCCUGGUAACAGGCGGCGCUUCGGGUCUGGGCCGGGCCACAGUGGAGCGGUUAGUACAGCAGGGGGCGUGUGCGGUUGUUUUAGACCUGCCGUCCUCAGACGGACAUGCCCUCGCCUCCAGUCUUGGAGAACGCUGUGCCUUUGCCCCUGCUGAUGUGACAUCGGAGGCAGACGUGCGUUCUGCUGUGGAGCUGGCCCGUCAGCGCUUUGGUAAACUGGACCUGGCCGUAAACUGUGCUGGUAUCGCUGUAGCUGUCAAGACAUAUAACUUCAAGAAGGAUGUUCCCCACAGCCUGGAAGACUUCAUCAGAGUCAUCACUGUGAACAUUGCAGGGACCUUCAACGUCAUCCGUUUGGCUGUGGGGGAGAUGGGGAAGAACCAACCAGACUCCGAUGGGCACAGAGGCUGCAUCAUCAACACUGCUAGUGUGGCAGCCUAUGAUGGACAGGUGGGCCAGGCAGCCUACUCUGCAUCUAAAGGAGGCAUCGUAGGAAUGACCCUCCCCAUCGCCAGAGACUUGGCUCCCAUGGGCAUCAGAGUGGUCACCAUAGCACCCGGUCUGUUUGCUACACCUCUCCUGGCUGGCCUACCUGAGAAGGUUCAGUCCUUCCUGGCGCGGCAGGUGCCCUUCCCGUCCCGCCUGGGAGACCCCGCUGAGUUUGCCCACCUAGUUACAUCACUGGCUGAGAACCCCAUGAUCAAUGGAGAAGUGAUCAGACUGGAUGGUGCGAUCCGUAUGCAGCCUUGAUGCGCGUGCACGUGUGUGUGUGCGUGGUGUGUGUGUGUGUGUGUGUGUGCGUGCGCGCGCGUGUCUGUACACUGCAGUACUUUGUUUUGUGAACUAAUAAAUAUUUUGAACCUCA
Messenger RNA from Esox lucius (northern pike), 1020 nucleotides. RefSeq names its product hydroxysteroid (17-beta) dehydrogenase 10 (gene hsd17b10). Gene Ontology annotation, biological process: androgen metabolic process; fatty acid metabolic process; estrogen metabolic process. Gene Ontology annotation, cellular component: mitochondrion. The record is from RefSeq and is a predicted model, not a curated record. Lineage: Eukaryota; Metazoa; Chordata; Actinopteri; Esociformes; Esocidae. Gene Ontology annotation, molecular function: estradiol 17-beta-dehydrogenase [NAD(P)+] activity. The transcript is spliced from 6 exons. Bases 123 to 905 code for a protein of 260 amino acids.